AUGGCUCGUUCAAUGCCAAAGCUGAAGAUAGCAGGCUUUGCAAAUGCCGUGGCGAAUGCAGAAAACGGCAUGCAAACUUUUCGUCGCUUGAACGGCUCAGGCCGUGUGCAAAAUCUCGUGAAGCGUUAUGAGAUGCGUGGAAGCUCGCAGGAUCCUUCUGAGCUGCGCGUCCCUCGGGCCGAAAGAAGCUCAGGAAGCCGCAGCGACCGAGCAGCGCCUAUGAGUCAUGGAGUCCGGAGCCAAGAGGAUGUUGGCGAAGUUUCAAACGGACGGGCUAGAAGUGUGGAUUCCUGCAGAUCAAGAGGCACCAUGGCUUCGUCUGUCUUUCGUGCAAGAAGCCUUGACUCAGCUCUACGGGAUGAAGCAGGAGACCUUGCAGUAGCUGAUGACUUCUCCAUGGAACUGUCAUCCAAGAGGACAGGGGAGGCCCAAGGAGGCCUCCACAUGGAGGAAACCAACGCUUUACAUGGAAUGAUCGAAGGAGCCACGGCCAGCUCCGAUGCUUCCCCUUCCGAGUCGUCAAGUGGUAGAACCGCCACGGCGCAGGUGGCGUUGUUGCACCCUGGCAGCACGCAGCACAUGCCGUUCCAACAGUUGCAGCAAUACGAGCGUAGUCAGCUGCUUCGGUUGCGGCCCGAGUCUGGACCCUUGAACGUUACGACAGUUGUACAGCACCGAGACUUGUCGAAGCAGCAAAAGAAAAGUGCCUACGUGGAUUUUCUCAAGGCUCCUAUGUUCACAGUCGGAGGUCUUCCAGUUCCAGGAGUUAUUUUAUUGCUCAUCGUUAUGCUUUGCGGCAACGUGUUGUACCAGUUCUUGCGGAAGGGUGAGACUAGCAAGGUCGAUGAUUCAAAGACGGUUGAGGCACGCCAGAUUGUGACCAAAGCGGAGAAAGAUGCUCUAGCCGCAAAGAAACGUGUCAAGGCUGGCGAGGAGUUCAGGAAGGUGGCCAAGGAGGUGAGCACAUCACCUGAGGGCCAGCUGGGAGGAGUGCUGGGAACCAUGAAGCCUGGCAUGAAGCUCUUGGGUGAAGCCAACGCGCUCUUCGACCAGGUGGCCUACGACCCAAAGACCAAAGUCGGGGAGGUCGUGGGACCUUUUGAGAGCAAGUUUGGUUGGCACCUGUUUCUCAUCGAGAAGCGAACUGGAGUCGACAGUGUCACAGACAAGAAAGACCAGUAA
Molecule: messenger RNA, 1182 nt
Organism: Cladocopium goreaui
Lineage: Eukaryota; Dinophyceae; Suessiales; Symbiodiniaceae
Source: the annotation of a GenBank genome assembly